UGUCCUCUGUUACUGUGUAGGUCAUACGUCAGUGGCUAUUCUCAACAACAACAUUUAUGUUUCUUUUGUUUGGGGCAUGUCAUUCUCUUGUGCUAUGGUUUCGAAUUCACUCGCUGAUACAACAGCCUAUAUUAUAAUGGGUGCAACGAUAGAAUACACUUACAUACGAUUACAAGACUCAUUGUCAGUGAUUUAACACUGGCCUAUGAUACAUGCUGAUAUGACUGCAGGUAUAAGGUAACGCUGUGCCCGACAUGAAUUUGAAAAAUAACUAGGUCACCCGUUUCGGAGAAAUCUACCUCUCCCGGGAAUCUGACACGUGUCCACGUAAUCCUGUACAUGCGCAAACUGUACUUCCUAUUUUGCAGGGAAAAUAUGCAUACUUCAUCAUAUGAAUCUAUAUAUAAUGAUUAUGGUCACGCGUUAUAUUAAGACAAAAUGAAUUGGGAUGGACACGAGGGUUUGUUACCAACAACAUUUCUGUUUGUUGCGUAUGUUUUUCUCCUGAUACACCAAGGUGACACCACAUGCGUGUACAAAACUCGCCGACUCUUGAAGGAUGGCUGUGUGAACUACUGUCCCGAGGACCAAUGUCCCGAGGAAUGUACCUACUGUGACAGCGGCUUCUAUGGGUCUGACUGUACACGGAGCUGCAGAGGACACUGUUUGAAUGGAAGGUGUGCCCUCCUGGCCAAUGGUAGAGCCGUCAACUGUACGGAGGGCUGUGUGGAGGGGUGGCGGGGGUUAACGUGUAGUACCAGAUGUAAGUAUCCUUGUCGGGAGUGUGGGAGAUACACUGGUGAUUGUGUGGGACAAUGCAGGGAUGGUUUCUACGGACCUGGAUGCUUACAGCGAUGUCCAUAUACCUGUUCCCGAUGUGACAAAAAUAGUGGAGUAUGUUUGCCUAACACUUCUGCUGAUGCAGACCUAUCGCCGAUAAAACACAAAAUGACAUUAAGCCUGACAAAUGGUAGUGACAUUAACAAGACUCACAGCAGUCACGUGAACAAGACACACAGCAGUCACAAAGCGGAGUUACAUCAACACUCUGCAAUGACGUCAAGACCCCUUGGUGACAGAUGGUCAAUAUCCCCAUAUUUCCUCACUGGCGUUGCUGUAUUAUCUGCAGUAAUUACUUUCAUUAUCGUCAGCAUCGCCAUCACCAGGAUGAAAGCAACAAGAAUGCAAUCGAAGACGGGAGCAGUUGAGAAGCGUGAAGAGUCUAAUCGGCUCCUCAAUGAGAAAGUCAACGUUAUUAUAAGUAAUGUAUUUUCGUGAAUCUGUAUUAACUGACAUAGGAUGAAACAGACACAUACGCGAGUACAAUAUCGUGCACCAAAAGUGUAUUGAAAGUCAGUAGGGCGUGACAGGUUUUAAAUAACUGCUUUCAAAAAGUUAAAUGUUCAAUAAUAACUUGCUUCUAAAAAUGGAAGUAAAAAUGUAUUUCAAUGAUUUAACAACUACUCAAAGACUUUUGAAAAACUGUGGAAAACUACCACUAGGUGAAGUUCUUUCAUUCACAAGGGAGCAAGUGAUCCUCAAACGUAUCAAUAACCAUUAAAACAUGUGACCCACCAGGAGAAAAGGGACCUUAUGGGUGCUAGGAUACAAGUGUGCAGUGACGUCAUAAAGAAAGACGGGAUACGAUUAGGAUACGAUGACAUGCAUCAACCAAGACAGCGAGCCUGACCACCCGAUACCGUUAGUCGCCUCUUAAGACAUACGUGUGCGCAGCCUGAAAAGGCUACGCUAGGUAAUUACGCAGUGUUGUUAGAAUAUUGGAUUUUUGAAAUUCGUCAUGCCUAUUUUUACGUCAAGGAGUAGAAUGACCGGAUAUUUAUAUUUAAAGUCAGGAGAAAGGGUAGAGUUGCCUCCCUUUUAUGAUACCAGCUAACAAAGAAAGUAAUGCGAAUGAAUAAUGUUUAGAAUGUGUUGUUGAAGAUGGUGUAAUACGUCAUCGUUUAUUGACAACACAAUUUAAAUAUUAAUUGAUCUCCAUAUAACGGGUUAUUUUUCUUUAAUUAUUUUACUGAAACAGUACAUCAUAAUUUGUCUAAACCUUUCUGUCAGUUGACUUUGAUUUAAGAAACUGAUGAGAGUUAAAUUAAAGGCUAAGGCAGUUUAACAUUUCCGUUUGUUGACAUUCGCUGCGGUUUGUUUUCUUUGGUUGAAAAUACAUAAUGCUAUUGAACAGUAAAUGACAAAACAGUAUACAGUCUCCUAGAAGAUGUAUUUUGGGGUUUGUUUUUAUAUUCUAGACAUGUAAAUUCUGUAGAACUAGAGAUAAAGAUAUAAAGGUAGGCAAAGCAUUCUUCAACAAUCGAUACCUGUGCUGUGUGUGACAGAUUCCUUUGUUUGAAGAGUUUAUUGAUGAAUGCCCCGGCGGUGGCCCGAGUUCGAGUAGGUCAUUGAAUCAUCCAACUGAUCAUAAGAGGCGAGUAAAUUGCUUCGGGUGGUUACGCUUGGUGAUAUCUUAUCAUAGUACCUGUCAUUCUGAAUGUCUCUCCUGUUGUUGAUUAUCAUUCUUUGAAUAUAUGCGUCCACAAUGUUGGAUUUUCCGGAACCUGGCUUAUCCAGACUAAAACAAAACGUAGCACUGAAGAAGCAUUUUUUAGGCACAAGAGGUCCCAGUUGCUCUGCCGCCAAGAUAAUAAACG
This is a messenger RNA of Haliotis rufescens (red abalone), 2657 nucleotides long. Its product is annotated as multiple epidermal growth factor-like domains protein 10. The transcript is spliced from 5 exons. Bases 439 to 1278 code for a protein of 279 amino acids. The record is from RefSeq and is a predicted model, not a curated record. NCBI's taxonomy places the organism in Eukaryota, Metazoa, Mollusca, Gastropoda, Lepetellida, Haliotidae.